This is a messenger RNA of Pterocles gutturalis (yellow-throated sandgrouse), 703 nucleotides long. RefSeq names its product proteasome (prosome, macropain) 26S subunit, non-ATPase, 10 (gene PSMD10). NCBI's taxonomy places the organism in Eukaryota, Metazoa, Chordata, Aves, Pterocliformes, Pteroclidae. Gene Ontology annotation, molecular function: protein binding. The record is from RefSeq and is a predicted model, not a curated record. The annotation marks the transcript as partial. The transcript has 4 exons.
GGCCUCGGCGUGCCUGUGGAUGACAAGGACGAUGCUGGUUGGACUCCCUUACAUAUUGCCGCUUCGGCAGGCCGUGAUGAAAUUGUGAAAGCCCUCAUUGCUAAAGGUGCUCAUGUAAAUGCAGUCAAUCAGAACGGCUGUACGCCCCUGCAUUAUGCAGCCUCCAAAAAUAAGCAGGAGAUUGCAAUCAUGCUUUUAGAGAACGGAGCUGAUCCGGAUGCAACAGAUCAUUUUGAAUCCACCCCAUUACACAGAGCAGCAGCCAAAGGAAACCUAAAAAUGGUACAGAUCCUUCUGCAGCACAAUGCGUCUGUUAAUAUACAGGACUCCGAAGGAAAUACUCCUCUUCAUUUAGCCUGUGAUGAAGAGAGAGUGGAGGAGGCAAAGCUGCUGGUGUCUCACGGUGCAAGUAUCCACAUUGAGAAUAAAGAAGAACUGACCCCACUGAAAGUGGCAAGAGGUGGCCUGGGAGCCAUACUUAAACGAAUGGUGGAAGGCUAGUGGGGACUUCUGGCUUGGCCCUCUUUUCUCUCGCACUUGCAUUUAAGACUGCAAACUUUGUAUUUUGAUAGUUCCAACUAGGAUGUCAUGUGUGGGCAUCACCAUGGUAAUAAAAUGUGUAUUGCUAGCUUUCUUUCAAGUACAGUGCCAAAGCAACUGUUUGUACAUCCUGUUAAUUAAACAGCUCCCUGGUUUUAAAGUA